CGACAGCCCAAACGACUGAUGACCCCCUACGGCAUCAGCCUUUGUUCCUCUCGUCCCUAAAGUCCCGGCGACAGCGUCCUGCCCUGUCCCCGGAUGUAUUCGUCAAUGCAACCCGCCCGGUUGCUGUCGAGCUCCGUCCGACCCUGUCGAUUCGUCGCGCACCGCCGUUACCCUGCCGCCGUCGUUGCCUCGCGUCGCUUCCAUAUCUCUCGACUCCUCCGCUCGUCGACCCCGGCCGGCUCAGAUCCUCGUGCAGGCAGAGAUUCCACGUCCGAGAAUGUAAGCGGCCCUGCGUCGACGGUCAAUCCCGGACAGAAUGUCUCGGAGCAGCGGACGGCAACGACGACGCCCGUUGCCCCGUCCGCCGCGGAAGAGCAGCAGUCGGUGAAGAAAGAAUCGAGCCCCUACGGCUCUGCGAUCCGUCGCGCCCUUCGGAACAAGAAACCCGCGAAAGAAUGGACCGCCCCCGUCGCUACCGUCCCCGAUUGGUUCUACGAGCGGAAUACCGUGGUCAACGGGGAUGAGGAGCGCCAGGUGGCAGCGCAGGCUCCGCAGCAGGUGAAGAUUGCCCCGUCGCUGACGGAGGCGGAUCGAACGCAGGCGGAUGCGGUCGCGCAAGGCGGCGGCAGCGGUGAUGACAACGGGGGACCUGCGCCGUCGUCAGAUGGAGCGCCUGGAAAUGAGAACAGGUAUGCCUUGACCGAGGCGCUGUGGCAGGAGCUUUGUGCCUCGGCCAGGGCGGGUCUACGACUUCCGCCCGCGAAGUACGCAGCGGAGCCGUCGGCGCGCAAGUCGCAUCUCGUCCUGCAGUACCCCGGCCACGACGGGAUCUUGUUCUUGGAUGCGGUGGUGAAGAGGUUGGCGCAGGAGCUGGGUGCGGACCUGGUGACGCUGAACGCUCAGGAUAUCGCUCAGCUGUGCAGUGAGCAGGAUCUGGAAUCUGUCGGGACGACGUCGCCGAUCCGGUCGUUGGGGUAUGAGGUGUACCGACCGGCGAUGUCGGACGCUUGGCAAGAUGUUGGGGAGGAAGGGGAAUCCGACGAUGCGGACGCCAUGGAGAGUGCGAUGCCGUCACGCAGCUACCGGCCUGGGCUUGCGGGUCCGAAAUUCAUCACCAUUGAAAGUUCCCGCGGAGGUGCUGGGGACAUUCCUCUUCCCAUGCCGAUGGGUCUCAAGUCUUUGGUGGCUGCCUUCAACGCCCCGAUGGAUGGCUCUGGAGGCUCUGCAUCGUCGCAAAACGGCAAAGAUCGAGCCGAGGACAUGCGACUUCGACUGAUCAACGAGCUUCUUUCCUCGCCUACGAAGCCUUCCCGACAAGCAGACAAAGCAACCCCGGAGGAAGAGGGGGAAUCCCAUGCGAUCAAGAAUGAAAACACCGCGCCCACACAGACCCGCGAUAUCAUUGUGCAGGUGCAGGAUUAUGGCGAGAUUCAGAGCACGCGAGAAGGCGCUCGGUUCAUCCAGUUGUUGCAAAAAGCUAUCCAAGAUCGGAGAAAGGCUGGAUCCCGAGUUCUGUUCGUCGGUACCGCCUCACAAGACGCCACGCCCGACUCGGAUGCAUCGCGGUUGAUGCAGAACGCCUUCGACGAUCAGUUUUCGCAGAUGCUUGUGGUUACUCCUGCCAUGGGCUCGGAUAUGGCAGAGAGGACAUUUACCGAUGACCGCAAGAAGCGGACUCUCGAGAUUAACAUCCGCCAUCUGCAGGACAUGUUCCGAACACGACUGCACGAAACCCCUUCAGCGUUGAAGGAUGACAUCUUUUCCGACCGUGCCUGGCCGCUCGACGCCUCCCUUGUGAAGGAAUCCGGCCUCGAGGACCGCUACUGGACAUACAGCCAAGUGCACUGGGCUACUACCCUUGCACUUGGAAACCUGAAACCGGAGGAAUCCUUCGGCUUCGACCACAUUCGGCAAGGAAUCGAGAUGAUGCAAAAGACGGAGCGCAUCCGAGGGGAUUGGUUGCAAGAGAAGACGCCCAAGGCGAAGCACACCGAGACGGGCAACGAACGGGAGCGACUCAUUAACUCCCUCCGGAAAACAUGCAAUACCCACGAGAAGAAGCUACUAAACGGCGUGGUCGAUGCGAAGAGUCUCCGGACCACGUUCGAAGACGUCCAUGUCCCGCCCGAGACCAUCGAUGCCUUGAAGACGCUCACGUCGCUCUCACUUAUCCGCCCCGAAGCUUUCACCUACGGUGUCCUUGCCACCGACAAGAUCCCGGGUCUCCUUCUGUACGGCCCCCCUGGUACGGGUAAGACGCUCCUGGCCAAGGCCGUCGCCCGCGAAAGCGGUGCUACCGUACUGGAGGUCAGCGGCUCGGAGGUGUAUGACAUGUACGUCGGAGAGGGCGAGAAGAACGUCAAGGCCAUCUUCACGCUCGCCAAGAAGUUGAGUCCCUGCGUGGUCUUCAUCGACGAGGCGGACGCCAUCUUCUGCUCGCGAACCGGCGCCAGCAGCCGCACUUCCCACCGGGAGCUGAUCAACCAGUUCCUGCGGGAAUGGGACGGAAUGAACGAUCUCUCUGCCUUCAUCAUGGUUGCCACCAACCGACCCUUCGAUCUGGAUGAUGCCGUCCUGCGACGUCUGCCCCGGCGACUCUUGGUCGAUCUCCCCACCGAGCAAGACCGUCAUGCCAUUUUGAAAAUCCAUCUCAAGGAAGAAACGCUUGAUGGCUCCGUCGACCUCGCCGAACUCGCCCGUCGCACGCCCCUCUACUCCGGAUCCGAUUUGAAGAACCUGUCUGUCGCCGCGGCGCUGGCCUGCGUUCGCGAGGAAAACGCCCUCGCCGCUCAGCAUCAAGGCGAAGAGCCGUAUCAGUACCCGGAGCGACGCACUUUGACCUGGACUCAUUUCGAGCGUGGAAUGGAGGAAAUCAGCGCAUCCAUUAGCGAGGACAUGUCGUCGCUGUCGGCGGUUCGCAAGUUCGACGAGCAGUACGGCGACCGCAAGGGACGACGCAAGAAGAGUCCCGGAUGGGGAUUUAUGCCUGCUGCGACGGAGGAGCCUGACACAGACGCUGCGCGCGUGCGGACAUGAAAAGUAUGACGGUUUCAUAGACAUGAAUUUGGUGUUUCAAUUUGAGGUUUUGUUCCAGUGGAUUUUGCUACAUGCUUUUUAUAGAAGAGGAGGUCAGAUGGGAUAUUUUGGACGAUCUUGUAUUUUUAGCGAUAUCCUGUACACUAGGUAUAUAAUCCUUUCAUCCACAG
This is a messenger RNA of Aspergillus steynii IBT 23096, 3206 nucleotides long. RefSeq names its product ATP-binding protein. The record is from RefSeq and is a predicted model, not a curated record. Gene Ontology annotation, molecular function: ATP hydrolysis activity; ATP binding. The transcript has a single exon. NCBI's taxonomy places the organism in Eukaryota, Fungi, Ascomycota, Eurotiomycetes, Eurotiales, Aspergillaceae. Gene Ontology annotation, cellular component: mitochondrial outer membrane. Bases 106 to 3036 code for a protein of 976 amino acids.